Molecule: messenger RNA, 1123 nt
Organism: Alosa sapidissima (American shad)
Lineage: Eukaryota; Metazoa; Chordata; Actinopteri; Clupeiformes; Clupeidae
Gene: eif4e2rs1
Product: eukaryotic translation initiation factor 4E family member 2 related sequence 1
Exons: 8
Coding region: 35-784 (249 amino acids)
Biological process (GO): translational initiation
Cellular component (GO): eukaryotic translation initiation factor 4F complex; cytoplasm
Molecular function (GO): RNA 7-methylguanosine cap binding; translation initiation factor activity
Source: RefSeq, a predicted model, not a curated record
CUGAUUCACAGAUGUGCUGGUGCGCCUGCGUCAAAUGGAAAUUAGACCUCCUCGAGUUGAAGACAACAAUCUAAAUAGGCGACCUGACGGAAUGAAUCAGUUUGAACAUUUAAAGGAGGAAGAAGGGGAGGAUCAUGAAGAGGUGUCCUCACGGGAAGACAAGAAUGAUACUGACAGUGGGACAGUAAACAACAAUAAUAACAACCGGCGGAAGACUAUAUCCCCUGCGGCGGGAGAACAUCCACUUCAGUAUAACUACACAUUUUGGUACUCCCGCAGAACGCCUAGUCGACCUGCCAACACUCAAAGCUACGAACAGAAUAUUCGCCAAAUCGGUACUGUGGCCUCGGUGGAGCAGUUCUGGAAAUUCUACAGCCAUCUGGUACGGCCGGGUGACCUCACAGGGCACAGUGACUUCCACCUCUUCAAAGAGGGCAUCAAACCAAUGUGGGAGGAUGAGGCCAACAAGAACGGAGGAAAGUGGAUCAUCCGGCUACGGAAGGGCCUUGCUUCCCGCUUCUGGGAGAACAUCAUCCUGGCCAUGCUGGGAGAGCAGUUCAUGGUGGGGGAGGAGAUCUGUGGCGUGGUGGUGUCCAUCCGCUUCCAGGAAGACAUCCUGUCCAUUUGGAACAAGACGGCCAGUGACCAGGUUACCACUUCCCGUAUCCGUGAUACUCUGAGACGUGUUCUCAACCUACCACCAAACACCAUUAUGGAGUACAAGACCCACAAUGACAGCCUCAAGGAUAACUCAAGUUUUCGUAACACAAAGAUUACGUUGUGACAACAUUUGUGGACAUGUAGAGGGGAACUCUGACAGACUGGAUGGACAAACUGAUGGAUGGAUGGAUGAAUGAAUCAAUGGACAUAUGUUUGGAUGUGCACAUGAAUCUUUUCCCCUAGCUGCUUUUCUCCUGGUCAAGUGCAGAACUGAUGUCUGUGUGGAAUGAGAGGAGCAUUGGAGUUCAUGUUUUGAUGGGACCACACACACACACACACACCCACACCCUCUGACAAGCUCAAACUCAGACACAGCCGAAGAGAAGAGACAGUGAAGCAUGAUCAUCUUGAACAAUUCCCUUAUCUUUGUAAAGAAAUGUCUAAAUAAGAUUGAUUUGAUUCA